CAUUAAGAACAAGUAACAUUACUCGUUUACGCUGUUCCCUGUAGUCAGUAGCACCUGACUUUCGAUACUCUCUUCCACCUUUCUAUAUGAUCACAUCCUUUUACGUCCCCUGUACUUUUUCGCGGAUUGCUAUCCUACAUUAUAAGAAAAGGAAUAUAUUUACUGACUUCAGUAUUUAUUCAAAGAAAAUACAAACAAGAAAAUAAUUAUUGACUUGUACUUCUUGAAAUAAGAACUUUUGAAAACUGAAGUGAAUAUGACGGGGAAACAAGGUUUUUGUUGGUGUUUUGGUGGCAGUCGACCUCCUGAGAUUACAAUUGAAUUUGGCCAUACACUCAAACCAAUGACACUGGAUAUACCAAUGCCAACUGAUGAAAAUGAAUUGAAUGAGAAAUUUGAAAAAUUAGUUGAAGAGUUAGAUUUAGACAAGCCUCAUCGAGAAGCCUUGUUUAAUCUACCCCCUGAGAAAAAGUGGCAGAUAUACUGCAGUAAAAAAUGGGAUGAAGAUAAUCCGAGUACAGCAACCUGGUCUGACUUUUAUAUAGAAAGUCUAAAGAAAUUAUCAACAGUAUGCAUUCAGUUCAAUGAUGAACAUGAAGCUUCUCGAAGUAAAUUGGUUGAAAACCUGAAAACUGCAUUGAGAACCCAGCCAAUGAGCUUUGUGGUUCGCUUCAUUGAACUAAAUGGACUUCAGAUUAUUCUGGAUUUCCUAAGCAAUAUGGAUUAUGAGACAACACAAAGUUCAGUACAUACAUCAAUGAUUGGGUGUAUUAAAGCUCUCAUGAAUAACUCACAAAGCAGAGCACAUGUAUUGGCCCAUCCAAACAGUAUCAACAUAAUUGCUCAAAGCCUCAGUUCAGAAAACAUUAAAACAAAAAUAGCUGCUUUAGAAAUCCUUGGAGCCAUGUGUUUGGUACCUGGUGGACACCGUAAAGUUUUGGAAUCAAUGUUACAUUAUCAGAAGUAUGCUUGUGAAAGAGCACGAUUCCAAACUAUAAUCUAUGACUUGGAUCGAAGUACCGGUGUAUACAAGGAAGAGGUUGGAUUGAAAACUGCCAUCAUGUCAUUUAUAAAUGCUAUAUUGAAUUAUGGUGCUGGACAGACUCAACUUGAAUUCCGACUUCAUCUUCGAUAUGAAUUCUUGAUGCUUGGUAUUCAACCCAUUAUUGAUAAACUUCGCUCUCAUGAAAAUGCAGUCCUUGACAGACAUCUUGAUUUCUUUGAGAUGGUCAGAAAUGAAGACGAACGUGAACUUGGGAAAAAAUUUGAAUCGGUUCACAUUGAUACAAGAAGUGCAACAAGUAUGUUUGAGCUGCUGCGAAAGAAAUUAGCAUUAUCAUUAGCCUAUUCAAGUUUGAUGUCUAUUUUACAGCACAUGUUACUUAUGCCAUACAAUAACUCUAGUAAAUGUGCUAGCCAGUGGUUAAUUAUAGACAGAAUUGUUCAACAAAUGGUGCUGCAGGAAAAGAAUGGUAAAGAUCCUGAUCUAGCUCCAGUAGAGAUCAACUUUACUCAUAUAAUUCGACAGAUUGCCUGUGAAAAUGACAUAAAAUCCUUUCAACAGAAAAUGCGAGAAAUUGAGAAAGCAAAUGAUGAUUUGAAUUUAAAAAUGCAAAAGAAAGAACGUGAAUGUGAAGCAAAGACACAAGAAAAGGAGGAACUAAUAUCAACAGUGAACAAAAUGAAGACUAAACUUGAGAAAGAAAUUGCAAACCAUCAGGAAACAAAACAAAAUAUUUCAGAUAUGAGUUCCUUAAUCCAUGAACUACAGGCUCAGUUGGAGAAUGAAUGUGCCGAAAAGAAGAAAUUGCAAUAUAUGGUCUCAACAGGAAGCUUACCUGAUGAUGCAAAAAUGGACUUUUCAUCUGCUUCAUUAGGCUUCAAAUCAAACAGCAAUCUUAUCACAAAUCGUACCAUUCCUCUAUCUUUGCCUCAAAAUCUUUCCAAGAAUCAUCUAAACGCUCAAAAUGGAGCAUCUUUACCACCACCUCCACCACCACCCCCACCUCCAGUGGGAGGUCCACCACCUCCACCACCAAUGGCCUCAAAGAGAAAUCCUUCAGUUGAAAGCUCUACAACCACCACUCGGAAAAAAAAUACUCCAGCUUCUUCUCAGCCAUUGAAGUCUUUCAACUGGUCUAAACUACCUGAUACCAAAUUGAAUGGCUCCAUUUGGACCAAUAUCGAUGAAGCAAAGGUAAGACUGUUAUUUAUAAAGUUUUUCAGAUUUUCAUUAUUUCACUGA
Molecule: messenger RNA, 2245 nt
Organism: Octopus bimaculoides (California two-spot octopus)
Lineage: Eukaryota; Metazoa; Mollusca; Cephalopoda; Octopoda; Octopodidae
Product: disheveled-associated activator of morphogenesis 1
Biological process (GO): actin cytoskeleton organization
Molecular function (GO): small GTPase binding; actin binding
Source: RefSeq, a predicted model, not a curated record